AGAACUCAUCUUCUGAGUCUUGAGUGUGUUUUCAUUUCCAGACUUGGGUCGCAGCACAAAUUUGGUUGCUAAGUAGAUAACGGAAGGAGAUGAUGGCAAGUGAGGUUGAUGAUAAUAGAGGUAUUCAGAAUGAGGUCUGUGAAUCUGGUUUGGGUUCUCACAAAGUUGCAGAUGCAGAUUUGGACAAUGAUGGCAGACCCAGAAGAACUGGGUCUCUGUGGACAGCAUGUGCACUCGUAAUAACAGCUGUUAUAGGCGCUGGAGUGCUCUCGCUCGCCUGGAGCCUGGCGCAGAUUGGAUGGGUUGGUGUAUUAGUUCUCAUAAUAUUUGGCAUCAUCACAUUCUACACUUCCAAUCUCUUAGCAGAAUGUUACAGAUGCCCAGUCACUGGCAAGAGAAACUAUACUUAUAUGCAGGCUGUCAAAGCCAAUCUAGGUGGAAAAAUGUAUAUGGCUUGUGGGUUGGCUCAAUACAGCCUCCUAAUUGGACUGGCAAUUGGCUAUACCAUCACUGCAGCAAUAAGCAUGGUGGCUAUACAGAAAUCGAAUUGCUUCCACAAAAGAGGCCAUGAAGCCCCUUGCGAGGUUUCGCAUAAACCAUACAUGAUAGGGAUGGGACUCUUUGAAAUUGUGGUGUCUCAGAUACCGGAUAUUGGUGAAAUGUGGGGGCUGUCUGUCAUAGCAACAGUUACAUCUUUCGGGUAUGCCUCAAUUGGAGCUGCACUCGCCUUUUCAACUGUCAUCUCAGGGCAUGGAAAGAGGACCAGUGUGACUGGUGUUGAGGUUGGGCCGGGCAUAACUGCAGCUCAGAAGAUGUGGAGGAUGUUCAGAGCAAUUGGAGACAUGUUGUUAUGCAGCUCAUACUCUGCAAUUCUGAUUGAAAUCCAGGAUACAUUGAAAUCUUCAGGGUCAGAAAUCCAAGUAAUGAAGAAGGCUAACAUGAUAAGUGUGUCAACAACAACCUUAUUCUACUUGAUUUGUGCUUGCUUUGGCUAUGCUGCAUUCGGGAACAACGCCCAUGGCAACAUGCUAACUGGCUUUGGAUUUUACGAGCCCUUCUGGCUCAUCGACUUGGCCAACACCUUCAUUGUGAUGCACCUUGUGGGAGCAUACCAGGUGGUUUCACAACCAGUGUUUGGUGCAGUUGAAUCACAGAUGAGAAGGUGGUGGCCAAGGUCCAAGUUUGUAAUUGCUGAGUACCCCAUAAGAAUUGGGAAGAAAAACUUCAACAUGAGUAUCAAUUUGUUAAGGCUGACUUGGAGAAUCAUGUUUGUAGUGAUUAUAACUUUGCUGGCUUUGGCAUUGCCCUACUUCAAUGAAGUGCUGGCACUGCUUGGAGCUAUUAGUUUCUGGCCACUGACAGUUUACUUCCCAGUGAAUAUGUACAUUGUGCAAAAGAAGAUCAGUCGAUGGACAAUUAGGUGGUUUGGGCUGCAGUCACUGAACUUUGUGUGUCUGCUUGUGGCCUUGGCUGCAGCCUGCGGCUCCAUUGAAGGGUUUGCUGAGGCUCUCCAUAUCUUCAAGCACUCCUAAUUAAACAAUAAUGCAACAGUGCCUAUGU
Molecule: messenger RNA, 1560 nt
Organism: Vitis riparia (riverbank grape)
Lineage: Eukaryota; Viridiplantae; Streptophyta; Magnoliopsida; Vitales; Vitaceae
Product: amino acid permease 1-like
Exons: 8
Coding region: 90-1532 (480 amino acids)
Cellular component (GO): plasma membrane
Source: RefSeq, a predicted model, not a curated record